AUGAUCACCUGCUCUACAUGGAAGAAUACUGUGAAUGCGGCCACUGGAGGAACCAGAAUACUAUUUAGCCCACAAGCCUACAAUGCUCUUACCAGUGCUGAAAUGAUAACAUCUAGAAUUAUGAUAGCUACCUUCAAUGGAAAUCCUCAGACCACUAUUAUCUCCUGCUACAGCCCCACCAACAUAAGCGAUGAAACAGAAGUCAAAAAGUUUUACCAGGAAUUGAUAUCAGUUACCAAACAAGUUUCCAAACACAAUUUAUCACAUAAACUGCGGUGUUAUACAGAGAUUUCCGGCCCUGGGAAAAGUCGUAACAACACACGUGAAAAGAUAUCGUAUUUUUUCCACGUGUGUUGAUAUAGCCAAUCAGCUGCUGACACGUCACUCGCCUUUGGCGCCCUUCGGUCAGGUUGAUGAAUGAACGGCAAAGUCUUCACGAUUCUCAAUACAAGUUGUUUGUCGGAGGGUUCUCGAAUUAUGGCGGCUAAAGCACUAAAAAAUCCGUAUCGCUGACAUACAGUGAGGUUCAAACUUUCCUAGAAGGGAAAGAAAACCAGUAUACUAAAAGAAAAACCGAAAGUUACUUAUUCAGUGGCUUUGGUGUUAGCAUUUCUCUCGGCUGAGAAUGAAAAUCGACAAUUGGAAGAUUUACCACUGGUCGAUUUUGGCCGUUUACCUGAAAGACUUCUUCCAUCGGUAAGGAUAGAGUUAGCCGGCGCCAACGCACUCUACGAUUGUUAUUCGGGGAUUGUCGAUUCAUUAAUUUUCAUUCAUUAACGAGAUCGGCUUUUCUUCUCAGUAAGAGCUCUUGUGUUUAUAUGAUAAACAAAAUAAUACAUGGUUGCUUGUAGAUAUGGAAUUUCUCUUCUCGUGUUCAACUCGACAUCCCACUCGUUAACUGCGCUCACUCGUGAGCUAUCGAUUUAAACACUCGAAGAGAAAUUCCAUAUCUACGCGCACCCAUGUAUUAUUCUUUAUUAUUGCAGGCGACUUUAAUGGACAUCUUGGACAACUUGAUGGCUUCAAAUACGCAUAUCACAUUCAAACCAACAGAAAUGGCUCCAUGCUAAAAGACUACAUCAAUGAGAACAAUCUCUUAUGUCUCACAACAAAAUACCAGAAAAGAACAGGUCAGCUAUGGACACACAAAUCACCGAACAGGAGUAAGGCACAGUUGGACUACGAGAUCAUCAAUCGGAAGUGGAAAAAUAGUGCAAAGAAUUGUAGAGCAUUUAACUCAUUUGUUAGCGUAGCGUCAGACCAUCGUGUCGUCUCCACCCAAAUACGUCCGAGUCUUCGAGAAAAUAAAAAGAAGAACAGCAAUACUUCUCCAUACGACUGGACACAUCUAAAAGACAACCCUGAAAUACGCAACACCUUAUUACCAGAGUGA
This is a messenger RNA of Pocillopora meandrina, 1393 nucleotides long. Lineage: Eukaryota; Metazoa; Cnidaria; Anthozoa; Scleractinia; Pocilloporidae. The record is from the annotation of a GenBank genome assembly.